AGUAAAGUGAGGCAUGCGACUCCGAAAGGUUGUGCAGAAUGUAUGCAGUAAAGAGGUACAUUAUUAUCUCGCAACAACGUCAAUACACAGAGUAAGAACUAAGAAAUCUGCAUCAGAAUAUCCUAUGGAAUUGUUGAGUGUUGCAGUGUUACCUUGGUUGGAAAUCCAAUUCACUUCGAACCGAACUUUAUUUUGAACUUAGCCCAUGCUAAAGACGUUUCAUGUUUCCGAUGUCCGGAGAUGUUCUCACGCCCUAACGUCAUUAGACCACGAACCCUAUAUCGAUACAUACAGUCCACGGUCACAUGACAGUCAUGCUUCGACAGACACUGUGCGUGUGUCGACAGAUUCCGGCUUCACUGAGAAGAACUGUUCCUCACUUUUGUGUGCGCUUGAUACAGAAUUCAGCAGUUGACCGCACAAAUGUAAUCCAAGUGCCAAAGAGAAUUAGUCAUCAAAUAGACAAACUUCAGAAAAGCCGGGGUCCCAUCAAGUGGCGAGGCCGCCUUUUUAAUGCCUAUCCCGGCAAAGAACUGAUCUCGGCUAAGAGGAAGGAGUUCAACUACUACCAGAACCAGACAUACGAUAAGUUUAAGCCCUCCAAGCUUGCGAGUGAUGGCUGGAAGCACAAACGUUCCUGUGGGGAUCAUUUCACCAUCUUAGCCUUCCGAGGGAACCCAUCUCUGCAGGACAAAGAGGAUGACACAGGCACACCCUCAAAUUUUGCUGCUUUUAACCUGAAUGAGAAACUUUUAAAUGCCUUGGAGACUAUGGACAUUGAAUCACCAACUAAAAUUCAGUCGGCUGCUAUCCCAUCCAUUUUGAGAAGCAGGAACGUCCUGUGUGCUGCAGAAACCGGAAGCGGCAAGACCCUAGCUUACCUCCUGCCCAUCCUGCACCUGUUGCUGUGGGAGAUGGCCACACAUGGCCGAGUUACUCAAGCUGGCCGGCCCAGGUGUCUUGUGUUGGUGCCUGCCUGGGAGCUUGCUCAACAAAUAAAGUUCGUUGCAGCAUCCCUGUUGAAAGAGACGUGUAUGGUAGCAAGGCAUCUCGACGGCAGCAAGUCAACCAAGUCUUUGAGACAUUCCUUUCUCACUCCAGCUGAUGUCAUCGUUAGCACGCCCGGCUCCAUCCUGAAUAGCCUCCGACAAAAAUUCAUGACGUUAGAAGACACAACCCACGUAGUCAUCGAUGAAUGUGACACCAUGUUGGAUGACAGUUUUUGCAGUAGUCUGCUCAACAUUCUGAGGAGAAUGCAUAUAAGCGCUACAGCUCAGUCAAAGAAGAAACCCUUUGCAGAGACACAGCUCGUACUGGCUGGUGCCACCAUGCCCAAAAAAGCAGCGGAUACUCUGAAGGACAUUCUGCCUGAGAGAGCUCUUGAGAUUAUCGCCACCUCACACUUGCAUCGGAUCAUGCCGCACGUCAGCCAGAAGUUUCUACGUUUACACUCCCAAGACAAAGCAGCCACAAUUCUUAAAAUUGUGACCAAAGACAACAAGCAGAACAAGCCCAUCAUGAUAUUUUGCAAUGACGUAUCCACGUGCAACUGGCUGGCUUGGUUUCUGGAGGAGAGCAACAUCAACGUGUUGAGGCUGAACGGGGACAUGGAUCCGGAGAAACGUCUGGGAAUAAUGCGUUCAUUUCAGAAGGGAGUCUGCAGUGUGCUAGUAUGCACGGAUAUCGGCUCAAGGGGCAUGGAUACAAUUCAGGUACAGCAUGUGGUGAACUUUGACUUCCCAAAUUUCAUGUCGGACUACAUACACCGUGUAGGGAGGGUGGGGCGAGUUGGCAGCAGGGGUGGUGAUCAUGUGACCAGCUUUGUCGUACACAAGUGGGAGGUGGACUUGGUGCAAAAGAUUGAGAGAGCCGUGAGAAUGCGAGAGAGCCUGCCCAAAGUGAACGCUAACAUCAAGAACAAGCUGCUGCAGAGACUAAUGGACCAGGAGGACAGCAGCAUGUUCUCCUGACAGAUAUCUCUGCGCCAUGUUGCCUCCUGACGAAUCCACAGUUCCUGAAAUGUGACCAGCAGGGUGACCAGAUGAAAAUGGUUCUGCUAGAUGCACGUCAAAAAUUCUGCUAGAUCUGACAAAAAUCUGCGAAAUCACCUAAAUUAAACAAAAGGCUUCAAUGUUUUUGAGGUUCGCAUUCAGUGAAUUCCUGAAAACCUUUUGAAGGCAGCUGUAUGUUUGUUGGAGUGUGCGAAGUAGUUGAAAACAUGCACUAGUUUCUCCAGUGAUCUAGGCAGGAAUUCAGGUACAUGGGAAGGCACCAUUGCGGCACUAUGGCAUGAGCAUUUCACUGUGGCAAUGUUAGCGAUCACCAACUUGAGUCUACUCUGUACAUUAUUAUGAUCCCCCUGCAUUACGUUGCAGGUGUCCACACACCAUCCAGUCCAGUAAUUCCAGUCCAAUCCUUUCUUUGUGAUGACCGCUGAAAGGUCACUGAAGAGGGAUUCAGUGUCCCCCCCCCGCAACAGCUACAAGACGUGUCUUCAUGACAAGUCCAUCCAGAUAUUUUAUAAUGAUGGCGAACUGCUUUCCACCAGAGCGAUUGAUAACCUGUUUGGGGAAACAAAAUUUGUUUAAAAUAUAAAAUCUGCUAAAUUUUUCCUGCUAGAUCGAAACAUUUUUAGAAUUCUGCUAGAAAUCUGCUAAUUUUUCUGUCCAGAGGUUUUUUUUUCCCAAAGAAUUGUAAAUUUAGUCGAAAAUCUGCUGAAAUGGUUACCUGGAAUGGUCAUGUGACUAUGAACGAGCCUCUUUGACCAGAAUGGUGAGCCUCCUGGGACAGUGCUUGCAUGAUGUCACAAACAUCAUCUCAACUCAACUUGUGGAGAUAUCGAAAAAUAUCAUAACAUUCUGUAUUUAAAAUCUGACCAUUGAUUGUGGUCUUAAUCAUUAAUAAACAUAUACUGUCAGUGAUAGAACUUGGGGGCCACAGUAUUUUGGUUGUAUGCCGUUUAUAUUUGGUUAUGAUUUGGGGUCUGAUAUUUUGUAAAUAUCAUUUUGUUAUUGCCAGCAACAUUGGAUAUGUGUGUCUGCGCUACGUUAGAUUUUAUUCUCUCUGCUUAAUAAGGCUUGUGUGCUUUCUGCUAUAUAUAGAUACAUGACACACUUAAGCUGGCAUUGCUUGUCCAUGUCUGUGUGCCCUAAGGGACUGUGAGUGACAAGAAGACGAACCCUAUUUCCUGAGACAGAAGGCCAAAGGAUAUAGGACGCUCUUUGAGUCACUCACAGGACCAAGGUGAGCAUGGACCUGCAUGCCAGUCUGUAAGUGUUUUAACACCUCGUCCAAACUGUAAAAAAGAGAAGAAACUUUUCAGGGUUUUAUAAUAGAACUGUUUUAUUCCAACUCAUUAGCAAUCCAACAAGCAAUCCAACAAGCAAUCCAACAAGCAAUCCAACAAGCAAUCCAACAAGCAAUCCAACAAACAAU
This is a messenger RNA of Acanthaster planci (crown-of-thorns starfish), 3435 nucleotides long. Its product is annotated as putative ATP-dependent RNA helicase DDX28. Lineage: Eukaryota; Metazoa; Echinodermata; Asteroidea; Valvatida; Acanthasteridae. The record is from RefSeq and is a predicted model, not a curated record. Gene Ontology annotation, molecular function: nucleic acid binding; ATP binding; RNA helicase activity.